CGGAUCAUGUGGCGCUGCACGGGCCACAAACCCGCGUAAUUUGGUCAGUGUCUGACGCAAAGAACCUGCAUCUGAAAAACCUCACUAACGUCAGUGAAUGACGCCUUCAGUGCACAAUUUUGAUCAUUAAACCAUCCAAUUAAUUACCUUAUUUAAAGAAUAAGGGCUGGUUUUGCCAUGUGUGUACCAAACAUCACAUAACCCCAGAAGUGCAGAGUCUGGACCCCACAGUUCUGGUGGUAACCAUCUCAGAUCACCCGUGAUCAGAGUCCUUCCUACUUCACAGGGCGCCCUGUCCAAUCACAGACCAGGAUUUUCAAUAAGCCCGACCAGAGUAUCAGAUAAUGAAUCCAAUACGCUCUUGCAGUCGCUAUGAAUACUUGGACUCAGAUUCAGGGGCUGCUAUGCCUGGCGAGGAAGAAGAUUCAUUUAUUGCCCCACACAGCCAGUCCAGAGCUGGAAGUCAACCAGCCAGUCCCCUUAGGUCAGAUUUGAAACUUAGCGACCCCAAUGCAGGAGUAGACAUCAGGAAGGAUAGAUCACCCACAAUGCAUCUGAGUAACAAAACAAUUGCUGUGAUCGCCACUAUUGUAGCAGCAUGCAUUGGCAUCGGCAUCGGGGUGAUCAUUGGCUGGUUCUCCUCCCAAGCUCAGUUCCCCAAAGCUGAGCCUUGUGAGACUGGAUGGAGUGAUGCCUUGAAAGAAGAAGACAAGAAUGUAGGAAAGGUGCUAAUGAACGAGAUGCAAGCUAGCAACAUGAAAGAAUACCUCAGAAAGCUAACAUCCACUCCCCAUCUAGCAGGGACUCCCGCAGACAAAAUAAAUGCAGACUAUGUCAAGAAUGAAUGGAUCAGCUAUGGCCUUGAACCUGUUCGACAGAAUGCCUACAAUGUUCUACUGUGUUAUCCAGAUAAAGAAAAGCCCAACUAUGUAAAAAUCCUGAAUAGUAAUAAUACCGAGUUCUUUAAAUCUCAAUCUGAAGAGCCACCAUUAGAUGUUGGGUCCAUCAGCAAUGACACUGUUCGACCUUUCAACGCUUACGCAGCAAACGGCACAGUAGAGGGAGAUCUUGUGUAUGUUAAUUAUGGACGUGUGGAAGAUUUCCAAUAUCUGGAGCGUACUCUCCACAUGAAUGUGACUGGGAAGAUCGCCAUUGCUCGUUACGGCAAGAUCUUCAGAGGGGACAAGGCCAAGCAAGCCGAAACAUUCGGUGCCGUAGGACUGAUCUUGUACUCUGAUCCAGCUGACUUUGCUGUGGAUGGCAUCUCCAGUGUUUACCCAGACUCCUGGUGGCUGCCAGGCUCAGGGGUCCAGCGGGGGUCACUGGCCGUUCAGCAGGGCCUUGGGGGUGACCCUCUCACUCCUGGUUACCCAUCAUUAGAGAAUGCAUUCCGUGAAGACGAAUCUUCUGCCAGUCUUCCCAGAAUUCCUGUUCAGCCAAUAGGUUAUGACGAUGCCAAAACACUCCUUGGGGAGCUUGAAGGUGAUGAAGUUCCAGAGAAUUGGAGGGGUACACUGCAAGGACUAACAUACAGGCUAGGUCCAACACUCAAAAAUAACAGAAAAGCUAAGCUAGAGGUGUAUAAUCAGAAUGAGAGACGGACAGUUUACAAUGUCAUUGGUAUGCUACGUGGAAGCAUAGAACCAGACCGAUAUGUAAUCCUAGGCAACCACCGAGAUGCAUGGGUGUUUGGUGCUGUAGAUCCCUCUAGCGGUACGGCUGUCAUGAUGGAGAUAGCUCGAGUCAUGGGAAAGCUGUACAAAGAAGGGAGGUUUCAACCUCGUCGGUCCAUUGUGUUUUGUAGCUGGGCAGCUGAAGAGUACAGUCUGAUUGGUUCCACAGAGUGGGUGGAGGAGUUCUCCAAGAUACUGGGUGGGAGAGCCGUGGCCUACCUCAACGUUGACAUUUCGGUCCAGGGCAACUACACUUUCAGAGCCAAGGCUACACCCAACCUCUUCAAUGCAAUCUAUGAGGCAGCUAAGCAGGUGCCCGAUGCGCCACACCCGGGCCAUUUAGCCACUGUCUACGACACCUGGCUAAAUAGGAGACCCUGGUCAGACACCAACGCUGUUCCAUAUGUGCUCAAUAUUGGUUCAGGCAGUGACUACGCAGCGUUUAUGGGCGUGCUAGGCAUAUCAUCAGUUGAUCUACGUUAUGACUACGAUAUUGGUUACGGGAUUUCCAGCUACCCUCUGUACCAUUCCAUGUACGAGACAUUCCACCUGGUGUCAGAGAUCAUGGAUCCCAACUUCCAGUAUCACUUAGCCACCGGCAGGGUGUGGACAGAGCUUGCCAGGUCACUAGCUGAUGCCCUCAUCCUACCGCUGGAUUGCCGGACAUAUGUCAGCCAUCUCAAUGAGUCCAUCAGCUCGCUGAAGAAAGAGUAUGCUGACAAGAUGAGCCUCCAAGGGAUCACUUUUGAUGCAAUAGAUGCUGCAUUGGCUGAGCUGUCCAAAACAGCAGACUGGCUACACAGUUACAUUGGCAAGAUGGAAAUGAAAGAUCCAUUUGAGGUGAGGAAAGUCAAUGACCAGCUGAUGUUCAUGGAGAGAGCUUUUAUCGAUCCAUUUGGACUGCCGGGCAGACCACUACAAAGACACAUUGCUUUUGCACCAAGCAGCAAAGACAGUUACUACGGUGAUGCCUUUCCAGGGAUUGUGGAUCUAAUGUUUGACAUUGACAAUGCUGUAGACAGUGCCAAGCAAUGGGACCUAGUACGCCAGCACAUGUCAGUGGUGGCAUUCACACUGCAGUCUGUGGCUUCCACACUGACGAGUGUUGAUGUGCUUGGGGUACAACCCUAAAUCAGUGGUCCAUGGUUAUUCCUAACAUUAUCACUAUUAACCACACUGCAUGAUGAGAUGGAAUGGAGGUUAUCGUAUGCCAGUAAUGGGAGAAAUAACACAUGUACAUGUUAUAGUUGAUCACAAGAUAGUAAAAGAUGCCAUCUUACCGUUUUCAGUUGUGCAAAAUAAUUCACCUGAAGAUUUGAAAUGAGGGUUACAAAAAAACAGUUGCCCAUUGGAAGUAGAGAUAAUUGUACUUGUUUUGCUUAUAAAUGAUAGCAGUGUAUGUACACUGAUGAUCCCUUAUUCUAACCUGCCAAUGCACUGCGGUGAACACUGAUAUGUCAUCAGCACAUAGGGCUGUUCGCCUUCUGAGAAACCAACAUCAGAGGAGGGUUUCAUCACUGAGAACAAAUACUCUUCAGCGGUGUAAACUCUCUUUGUCUGAAAACAUGAGUAAGUCAUUUGUUUCUUUCAUUUGAUUUUGUAUGGUCAAAAUUUUCUCGAGCAGCAUUCCCUUUAGCCAUGGUCAAGUCGUUUGUCAAAAGUUGUACAUUUCAGGCCUUAUGGGAAUCUGUGCAAAUCAUUUUGAGUUUUUAAUCUGCUGUGGACCUUUGAACUCAGAACUUGAGUGUGGUAUGCCCAGUUUAUAGGUCUUGGAGAAAAGAUCAGUUAGCAGUUGGAACUCUAAAUUCAGUGUUGUAGUCGAGUACUUUCCGAGUACCAACGCUCUCCGCAAAAUACUGAACUGGGUAAGAGGGAAU
Messenger RNA from Acanthaster planci (crown-of-thorns starfish), 3550 nucleotides. Its product is annotated as N-acetylated-alpha-linked acidic dipeptidase 2-like. NCBI's taxonomy places the organism in Eukaryota, Metazoa, Echinodermata, Asteroidea, Valvatida, Acanthasteridae. Gene Ontology annotation, molecular function: carboxypeptidase activity. The record is from RefSeq and is a predicted model, not a curated record.